Messenger RNA from Brassica napus (rape), 1234 nucleotides. Its product is annotated as methylsterol monooxygenase 1-1. Gene Ontology annotation, biological process: sterol biosynthetic process. The record is from RefSeq and is a predicted model, not a curated record. Gene Ontology annotation, molecular function: iron ion binding; C-4 methylsterol oxidase activity. Lineage: Eukaryota; Viridiplantae; Streptophyta; Magnoliopsida; Brassicales; Brassicaceae.
ACCAUCUCUCGCCUUCUCCGUCCACCGGAAACAAUGAUCCCUUACGCAACGAUCGAAGAUGCCUCUCUGGCGUUAGGCCGAAACCUCACGACCCUCGAGUCUCUCUGGUUCGAUUACUCCGCCGCGAAGUCAGAUUACUACCUAUACUGCCACAACAUCCUCUUCCUCUUCCUCCUCUUCCUCAUCUUCCCCCGUCCCCCCCUCCCUCUCGUCUUCGUCGAAUUGGCGCGAUCCGCCUCGGGAUGGUUCGAUCGGUACAAGAUUCAGCCCAAGGUCAAGAACUCCUUCUCCGACAUGUUCCGCUGCUACAGAGACGUGAUGAAGAUGUUCAUCCUCGUCGUCGGCCCUUUGCAGCUCGUCUCUUAUCCUUCAAUCCGGUAAUAAUAAAUGUUCGAUCUUUGGCUUGUGGGUGUUGGAGAUUUUGUCUGAUGAAUCUGUAAUUGGGAACAGAUGAUUGAGAUUCGGAGUGGGUUGCCGUUACCGUCGUUUGGGGAGAUUGCGGCGCAGUUAGUGGUGUACUUCUUGGUGGAGGACUAUACGAACUACUGGGUUCAUAGAUUCUUUCAUUCCAAGUGGGGUUACGAGAAGAUUCAUCAUAUACAUCAUGAGUACACUGCUCCUAUUGGGUGCGCUCCUUAUGCGCACUGGGCUGAGGUUUUGCUUCUUGGGGGUUCCGACUUUCUUCUUGGACCUGAUGCUCCUGGACACAUGAUUACCUUCUGGUUGUGGAUUGCUUUGCGCCAGAUUGAAGCCAUUGAGACUCACAGCGGAUAUGAUUUUCCAUGGACACUGAAAUUCAUUCCAUUCUAUGGUGGAGCUGAGUAUCAUGAUUACCAUCAUUACGUUGGAGGACAAAGCCAAAGCAACUUUGCUUGUUUCACUUACUGUGAUUACAUCUAUGGAACUGACAAAGGUUACCGAUUCCAAAAGAAGCUUCUUCAGCAGAUCAAGCAGGAGUCCAAGAAGAGCAACAUGCAGAAUGGAGGAGAUAAGUUAGAUUAGUAAAACCUAAAGGCUCCUCAGGGAGGUUUGAGUUACUUAUCAUAAGAUAAGUUAUAAGCAAUCUGCUAAUCUAAUCAAGUCAAGACUCACAAAAGACAGAGUAGUUAGUUUUUCUUCUCUGUCCUGUGUUACAUGGACAUGGUUGUGCAUCUUCAAAAUGUGUUCGCUUUUCUCGAUCAGAAUUGUUCCUUUUUUUUGUGCGAGAUUCUGACUCUUUUAGUUGAAGGCAUUU